Kickxella alabastrina is the source of this 369-nucleotide messenger RNA. RefSeq lists its product as uncharacterized. The transcript is spliced from 2 exons. The record is from RefSeq and is a predicted model, not a curated record. NCBI's taxonomy places the organism in Eukaryota, Fungi, Kickxellomycota, Kickxellomycetes, Kickxellales, Kickxellaceae. Bases 1 to 369 code for a protein of 122 amino acids.
AUGUCUUCUAUCAGCGUUGUUUGCACUGUUAUGCGCACGAUUAUCGCUACACGCCGUGACCAGGAUUACGCAGGCUUUGUCGCCCCUGCUGCUGUAACCGCCGAGACCCUCGAGGACGUCGAACCUCACACUCCUUCCGAGGCCGAGCCCGCUUCACUUGACACCCAGGUCGUACAGUUGAGCGCCAAGAACAAGCUGCUGGACAGCCAGGCAUUUGAAAUGGUGACCACUCAUGCUGCGGCCGAGUCCUCCCUGUGCCACAUUGUUAAGGCAACCGAUGGCCUCACCAUCAAGGCUUUCACCCGUCCUAAAAUGCUGCGUGUCAAAGUUCAAGCCCUGCGCCACGUCUUUGAUGUGACUGAUGCCUAG